CCCUCAGAUCUUUCUCUCAAUCCCAAUAGAAAAACACUUUCUUGUAAGAACCAAACACCACAACCCACAGUCCUCUCUCUCUCUCUCUCUCUCUCUCUCUCUCUCUCUAGAACUCCGCUCAACUUUCUCUGUCUACAACGAAACGGAAACAGAGUGGAAAAGAUUCAAUGGCUAUGGUGGACGAUUCCAGUGGCGUGAUUGACGAGGCCUACGAGUUCUCGGCGCCUCAGUUCUACGACUUCAUCGAGGGAGAGUCCGAGGAGGAGACGCGCGCGGCAGAGCUAUGGUUCGAUACCGCCCUCGCCUACGCCCCUUCUCCUUUUAUGCAAAGAAUAAAGAUAGGACGAUCAGUUCAGGUUGAAAGCCUUUGUGAUUUCAGUGAAGCCGAGCAGUUGCAGAAGGCAUCAACUUCAACAGAAACUAAUGCAUUAAAAAUCACGGAGCAAAUAACUUUGGCACCAGAGAAUGAUCAAAUAAGGACUCAGUCUCAGGUCAGGCCCACCGAAAUGAGGGAACAAGUAGUCCCAAAUGAGACCAAAGUAGAUGCCAGUGAAAGACAUAUCAAUAUGGUUGCAGCAGCUGAGAAUAUUUGCGAAGUUAAAGAUGUUGUAUCCACCAUAGAAACUGGAAGCAUGAAAACUGGAGAGGAUUCUUGCACUGUCAAACUUGGACCCCAGAAAGAUGAGCAUAAGCUGCCAGUGACACCAGAAAUUAUUUGCACCCCAAAAGCAUCAACAAUGGUUUCUGGAAAGGGUAAUAACCACCUGUUACAGGCCGAUUCUAAGAAAGAGCAAACAGCAAAAAAGAUUGCCAGUGGUAUGCUCAGGAACCCAUCAGCGCUGAAGUCACAAAAUCGGUCACAGUUAUCACAAGCUAAAAGCACUAAACCAGCUAGUGUGAGAAGGGAAACAAAUUUGAAACAAAAUGCUUCAACUCCUAAUUUUGGUCAAGAAAACCAAGCCAUUAAAAGGCAAAAGUUGGAAGGAGGGAGAUCCAGACAGAUUCUUAACAUCAAGCCUCAAAUAUUGCCCCAUAAAUCAAGACCCGGACUUAUCAGUAGCAGUUCUAACUUGUGCCCUUCAACUGCCAGAACUCGUAAAGAGGACAGAAAGGUUUAUGUUCGGGAACCAGCCGCCCCAUUCAUUUCAAUGGCAGAGAUGAUGAAAAAGUUCCAAUCCAAUACGAGAGAUGUCUCACUACCUCAUGAUAAUGCAUUGGCACAGAAGAAGACCAAACUUACACUGACCAGGCCAAAGGAACCUGAAUUUGAAACGGCUCAGAGGGUUCGGUCAGUGAGGGUCAAGAGUUCUGCUGAACUUGAGGAAGAGAUGAUGGCUAAAAUUCCAAAGUUUAAGGCUCGGACUCUAAACAAGAAGAUUUUUGAAGCUCCAAGCUUACCACCACUUCCAAGAUCUACACCCCAUCAACCAGAAUUUCAGGAAUUUCAUUUGGAGACUAUGGAAAGGGCCAAUCACAAUGCAGAAACAUCAACUAUAGCCUCAAUAGAAUCUGCUCCUCAGAAUCAUCAGUGGAAACCUCAUCAUCUUACGGCACCCAAAUCACCCCUUCUUCAAACAUCUCUGAGGGCACGGCCUCCGAGGAUUAAAACAUCGGAAGAAUUGGAAAAGGAAGUACUUGAAAAUGUUCCAAAGUUCAAAGCAAGGCCUUUGAAUAAGAAGAUAUUUGAAAGUAAAGGAGAUCUAGGUAUGUUUUGCAACACAAAGCGGCACGUCACUGUUCCUCAAGAGUUUCACUUUGCAACAGAUGAAAGGAUUCCCCCACCCGCAAACAUUGCUGACAUGUUUGAUAAGCUUUCAUUGUGCUCGGAAGCUCACCAUGAGAAACGAAUUCCAAGGAACACUACACCGAACCCAUUCCAUCUCCACACAGAGGAAAGAGGAGUGGUGAAAGAGAGGAAAUUUGUGACGGAGGUCGUGCAGAAACUGAUUGAAGAGGAGAGAGCCAGGAUUCCAAAGGCUAACCCAUACCCUUAUACCACUGAUUAUCCUGUGAUUCCGCCUAAACCGGAGCCGAAGCAUUGCACAAAACCAGAACCUUUCCAAUUGGAAAGUUUGACGAGGCAUGAAGAGGAAAUGCAGAAGGAAAUGGAAGAGAGGCGGAGAAUGGAGGAGGAAGAAGCUCAAAUGAGGAUUUUUAAGGCACAGCCAAUAUUGAAAGAGGACCCAAUUCCAGUUCCUGAAAAAGUACGCAAACCACUGACAGAGGUUCAAGAAUUCAAUCUGCACAUAGAACAUCGAGCCGUGGAUAGAGCAGAGUUCGAUAAAAAGAUUAAGGAGAAGGAGAUGACAUAUAAGAGAUACAGAGAGGAGGCCGAGUCUGCAAAGAUGAUGGAGGAAGAGAAGGCCUUGAAGCAAUUGAGAAGGACAUUGGUGCCUCAUGCAAGACCGGUGCCAGACUUUGCUCAUCCUUUCUUACCACAGAAGUCUUUGAGGGAAAUCACAAAACCGAAGUCCCCGAUAUUGCGUGUUAACCGAAGACAAGAUAGGCGAAAGUUUGUAAGUGCCGUGGCAGCCGCUUCCAGUGCCGCCUCCAAUAUGAGGUGACAAUCGACGAACACAACCAGGGGGGCGGUCGUUCAAGCACUCUUGAACCAACUUAUUGUGCUGUCAAUUCAUCAUUGUAUUGAUACUAACUAUGCAUAUUCUUUUGUAAGAAGCUAGAAGGAACAAAAGGGUAGCAAUAUGUAAUCGAACAACCUGUAGAAAUGUGCAAAUUCAUUAACGAAUC
Rhododendron vialii is the source of this 2748-nucleotide messenger RNA. Its product is annotated as protein TPX2. Gene Ontology annotation, molecular function: microtubule binding; protein kinase activator activity. Bases 168 to 2564 code for a protein of 798 amino acids. The transcript is spliced from 21 exons. Gene Ontology annotation, biological process: activation of protein kinase activity; mitotic spindle assembly; regulation of mitotic spindle organization. Gene Ontology annotation, cellular component: nuclear microtubule; mitotic spindle. The record is from RefSeq and is a predicted model, not a curated record. Lineage: Eukaryota; Viridiplantae; Streptophyta; Magnoliopsida; Ericales; Ericaceae.